AUGUGCGACUCAACGUUUGCGUUUGGCCAACGUGGCAGCCAUGUUUUUCAAUGCCCAUCGCGAAGAGAGAUUGCGCGGCUGCCCACCAAACUCUCAACUCUAUUGUCAUCGGCACAACUGCAUCGGGUCUACCACGUCGCGUUGGGCUUUGAAGAUAGUUUCCUUAUCACGUGGAGCGACAAAAGCGGCGAUGACCAUGUCGACAGCCACAGUCUCCCUCUGGAGCUGCGAGAAUUUCUGUAUGCACGCAACUCUCAGAAACGGUUGGUUCGCAACAUUCCCGAAAUCCGGUGUUCCCUGGGAUCGUACAACUCAUCUUUCUUCGCACACGACGGCUCUACAUACCGCUGGAUGAAUUUGCCACCUUCAUUACUUUUAGCAUUGCAGAGCAGGAUCGAAGACGGCAAUUGGACCGAUCGACCACGACUUGUCUCACUAGGUGCGAACGACAACUUUGUCCUCGUCACGGAGAAGAACGCUGCGAUCUGGAAUCUGCAAAACUACAAGACCAUGGCCAAUUUACUAGACUUUUCUAAAACGCAAGACCGCGGAAUCUCGGAGAUCCGAAACAUCGUCUUGCACGCACAUCGAUAUGGGUGCUUCAUCACACAAUCCCGAAACGGCUCGCUCAUACAUGAAAACAUUCCGCCUCACUCUCUCCCUGGCCUGGAAGCCAUGUGCGCACCAAUUCUACAAGAUACAAAAGAACUAGAAGCGAAAAUGCCGCUACGUAGAGAAAGCGAUAUGAGGCAUAGUCUGCCGCGACGACCCAGCAGACUACAAGGUCACGCAGUGCUUCACCGUGAAUGGAACGAACACUCGCAGCAAUUCACAGCGAAAGCAAAGGGCGUCAAACUCAGCUUGAGAUUGAGUGUAAGCAUGAAUGGGAUGGCGAAGUUGAUGAGAUGA
Parastagonospora nodorum SN15 is the source of this 909-nucleotide messenger RNA. RefSeq lists its product as hypothetical. The record is from RefSeq and is a predicted model, not a curated record. The transcript has 2 exons. Lineage: Eukaryota; Fungi; Ascomycota; Dothideomycetes; Pleosporales; Phaeosphaeriaceae. The coding region runs from base 1 to 909 and encodes 302 amino acids.